This is a messenger RNA of Periconia digitata, 865 nucleotides long. Lineage: Eukaryota; Fungi; Ascomycota; Dothideomycetes; Pleosporales; Periconiaceae. The record is from the annotation of a GenBank genome assembly.
CCUGAUUUGCCUGUUUGCUUCUUUUGCGCGCUGUGUCGGUGAGUGACCGCCUCUUCGAGCAGCCAAAGGGGAUUGGGUCCGCUUUGACCGCUGUUUGCUGCUUGCGCAAAAAGGCAAGCCAGAGGCAGCCCAUUCCCGUCAGCCCCGUGUCAUCCGCUGCAGCCAGCUGCACGCCAGCUGCUACCCUGGACCCCGGGCCUCGAGACCGCCUUUCGCAUUAUUGAAUGUACAUACAUUGAUACUAUUACAUAGAUGGUGGCAUAGUGCGGCAGGUAACCACAGUAAAAAAUAACUGGCAGAGAUGACUCCUCGUCGCGUCUCGUCUCGGGCGCCCUUCACCCAAGUGUCAUGCUGAGAAGCCUGCUGUUACACCUCCUUUUCUCAUGACUCUUCUCUUGUUUCCAUCUGCGUCAUGACACGCAUGCACACACACCUUCUUUUCCUUUCUCCCUUGGGAUGGCAAAUGCAAGCCUCAACUUUCGCAUGCGGCAGCACUUCCCCACCGCGUACCGUGUACCGUGUACCGCACCGCACCGUGCGUCCCACGCUCCCCCACGAGGCGCAGAGUCGUACUUGGUACACUCAUCCACCCCUUCAGCCGGACGUUUGCAUUGCCAGAAAUGGGAUUGGGGGCGCUGCCUGUCACUUUCCGGUUGCUCACCCGCAGCUCCGCCUUGUGCGUCUGUGUACCCCCAUGUCGCUCCAUCUGAGCCCAAUAACCCCCAAUAACAGCCCCAAUCUGAUCAGAGUGGUCGGUGUUUCCACCACCCUUCCACCCUCAUGGCACAUGGCCCGGCAGUCAUUUGCUAUCUAUCCCCCAUCGCAACAAACAAUGCGACCUACGCCGAUCGCCGCACGCUGCUGA